AUGGCAGGUUCCAGUCAAAGGAGUCAAACUCAUGCUCGCCAUCAGAGCCAUUCUUUUCAUCCUUACCCUCCACCGACAAAUUCAUACUCCAAGGAGGAGCCAUCGCCGCCAUACACAACUUCCAGCAGAACGUACAGUCCUCCAUUUGACAGCUUCUCAGCUAGCCGUCAAGGGACUCCAGGGACAUUUAACUUCGGUGCUGCUCAUGUACAGCUUCAACUUGAAGAUUUGGAUUAUGCCAUGGUACCCUCUCCAAUGGUUAAUGUCAAUGCCAUGGUAAACAGCAAUGGCGGCCGGGAAGGACAGCAACUACCGCCUGCUAAGGCCGAACCAGGCAAGGCAAAGCGGGGCGGUCUGGGACGGUAUCCGAAGCUGGAGACCCCGCAGGUGCCCGAUGUUGAUGAAACUUCUACCGAAAAGACUGCAUCACCGGACCACCAGAUGUCCGAUUCCUCGUUUUCUGAGCACGUUAGCAGCUCCAGCGCUCCUCAAGACAACAACCCGACUUACCCGAACCAUGUUGGGCAGCCUCCUCCUCCCCAGUCUCUCAUUUGCGAGAGCGUGCGGGAAGAGGGGAUGCAAAGUUUCACUUAUUAUGCCAGGGAACCAUUACCGCCGCUACAGCAACCAAGCCCUCCAAACUUCGAUGACGAUAUAUUCAUGUUUUCACCCCUUGAGAGCCAUCAUAUGAACAAAGACAAGAUGGUCAUCUCUACCAACAAGCACGAAUACACUUCUGGUUGUGCCCUUUCAUUGUCCUCAACUCGCACUGUAUCGUCACCAUCAGCACACUCAAUCCGGUUUGAAAUUUACAACAGCCCAGCACAAAUGCCGGGUAGGCCUGCUGAUCCCCCGACGCCAGCAAGCGACGAUGCGACAGAUGAACGUGACUACCUGGACUCGGACGACGAGAUCCGUUACAUGCAAGCAUUCGUGGAUGGGGUAGCUCCAUGGCUGGACAGCUUGGACGGAAACAAGCACUUUGCCAACACGGUACCUUACCUGGCUCUCAAGUCUCCGAUGGUUCUCAACGCGCUGCUAGCAUGUGGUGCAAGGCAGAUGUCCUUGAUGGGAGGAUGCGAUGAAGACAAGGCCGAGAGGUAUUAUAGUCUGGCUCUGGAACACCUGACUCGUAUCCGUCGCGAACAGCGGAGCGACCUGUCGGAAUGCGCCGUAGCGGCGGUUGUGCUUAAUGCGUAUGAGCUCAUGAGUGACAAGUCGACUGAUCCUCUGCAUCAAGCCUUACCCCCUGCAAGUGCCUUGAUCCGUGAAUGUGGCUGGGAUGCUUCAUCAGGAGGCAUGGAAGCGGCUUGUUUUUGGGCCAGUGUCGGCAUCGAGGUCCUUGCCAGCUUGUCCUCGGGGAGCCAUAUCACCUGGGACCCCGAUCAAUGGGGGGUGGAUUUAGAGUUCGCCGACGGAGGGCUCGAAAGCGGAAGUAGCAGUGCGAGCGUGAUCGGAUUUGAAGAAUGUGUGCGUCGUCCGAGCAUCGGCGGCGAUGGAGGUCGCGGCCGGAAAGGAUUGGCAGCUUUCCUGAUGAAAAACGGCAAAGGGUUUGGCGAAGAAAGUCUCUGGGUGAAACGGAUCUUCUACAUCCUGGCCAAAGUGGCCAACUUCCGUGCCAGCAUGCCGCGAGGCCUACAUCCAGACCCUCACGAAGAGCUGAUCAGCCGACAGACUCGGUUUGCGGAGUGCAGAAGACUGCAGAGGAUAUGCAAUGCUUGGAGCAACAGCUGCCCUCGUUCGAUGAGGCCGUAUGGUUAUUCUGCUCAAUCGUCUGACAAAUCUUUGUUCCCUAACGUCUGGUUGAUCAAACCUUCUGCUAUCCUCGGGCGACUCUUCUACCACACGUCCAUGUGCCUCCUCUCUCAGACUAACCCUCUCGACCAGCGCCGCAGUGGUGGUAGCCUCACUAGUGAAGAGAACCGUCGGGUCCAGCAGCAUCACGCGCACCACGUCUGCGGCAUUGUUGCGCACCACCUGACUUCUGUCGACCGUCGUAGUUUUGUCGCUGCAGCCGCGUGCAGCUUGGCUGUUGUCGGUGGCGUACUGACUGAUGCCGAGGAACGUCGUGAGGUGUUGGAGUUAUUGGGAACGAUUGGGAAGGAGACCGGGUGGCGGAUGGGCAGGUUGGAGGGGGAGUUGAAAAGGGCUUGGGCGGCUCCUAGGGUCGUUGCUUCUGGGUCAUCAUCCAAGAGUGAUUUUGGAGGGAUGAUGUCGAUGCCGCUUACUGGGUUAUUGGUGGGGUCUGAUUUUCGCAUUGGGAGGGCGAUCAUUUAA
Molecule: messenger RNA, 2277 nt
Organism: Thermochaetoides thermophila DSM 1495
Lineage: Eukaryota; Fungi; Ascomycota; Sordariomycetes; Sordariales; Chaetomiaceae
Exons: 3
Coding region: 1-2277 (758 amino acids)
Biological process (GO): positive regulation of transcription by RNA polymerase II
Cellular component (GO): nucleus
Molecular function (GO): transcription cis-regulatory region binding; DNA-binding transcription factor activity
Source: RefSeq, a predicted model, not a curated record